CUGGUUCUAAAAUAUGUUGGAUGUGUUUGAAACAAUCAUCCAAUCAAAAUCGUGCCUUUCGAAAACGUAAUCGACAUCCGUUUCCGUCUCAACGAAUCUUUAAAAUGGUUAAGAACGCAUGAACGAUUAAAGAGGUUAUAAAAGUGAAAUAACUAAAAUAAUGUCAAAAUAAAUGUUGUAUGCGUAAUAAUAAUUUCAUUUGUAAAAAGGAAAUUAUAUUUCUAUAACUUGAAACACUGACAUUUACCUUAUUAUCUAAUGAAUAUUAUUGUCCGUUAAAUUAAGCAUGGUCACAAAAAUUAAAAAAAAAAAUGCACAAAUACAGUAACAAAUUAAAAAAUUCCAUCCAGCACUGUGAUGCAUUAUUUAAUUUCUAAAUGCGAUUAAAAUUGAAAAUUUCAAGACAGCUCUGACCAAAAAUAAACAUUGAUAAUGUCACACGAAUUAACAUUUUUUUUUGUGGUUAUCUGUCCAAAUUUAUUUGAUGGAAUAAAAAUGGAAGCCAUCUUCCUUCCAGUACUAUCCCUCCAGCUAUAUUGUAAAAUAUAUUAGUGACAAAUAAUUUACAGUGUGACGGAGCCUUUAUAUGUAAAAUAUUAGAUGGGAAUUCAAGUAAUACAACUUGUCAAACAAACAUUGGGGCGGCGCUAGUGACAUUUUCAGUGACUCCUUAAACCUCCAACUUUAUUUGACACAACAUAUUGGAAGCUGUUGGAAGCGAAAGUUUGGCAGUGUGACAGGGGCCUCUACUAAAAUUAGCUUCAGAAUUUAUUUCGCGCAUAAUCUCGUUGGAUAUCCGCAGCACAAAAUUACGAUGGUUGAUGUGAACCGUGUGUUUAUAUCGUCUGCUGGAAGCAGUCCUCUAGCACAUCACACAUUGUGUAGCGAAUCGUGAUGGUCUAAUAGGCACUAUCCUUAUAACCAUAUGUACCAUGAAUUUUUUUUAAUGGCCUGUGUGAAACGUACUCCCAUAUUGUACACAAUUCUCAAGCGUGGAUGUUGGUUGAAUAGACUUAACACUUUCAAGGCCGUGCUCUUAACGUGUUAAGCAAAAAAAAAAAUCCGUCAGUGUUGGCAAACCUGCCUUUUGUGGAUGCGUUGGGAAAAAAAACAAAAGUGGGUACUUACAGAUAAACUGGCGUAUCUAGACUUAUCAGUCAAAAAUAGAGUUCAUGUUCGUCAGUGUGCUGCUGUGAUGCCAUAGCGUUUACGGUUUCAAUUGUGAUUCUGCUGUUGGCUGGGUUCGAACGCGAAAAAAAUAAAAAUAAAAUGCGCGCCUUCAGUUACGCGGCGAGAAAGAACCGAGGUCAGAACAGUUCAUUUGAAACGACUCCCAGCGCGUGUUGAUUUCCACUCGACGCACGGAGCAGAUGCACCAAGAGUCCGGAUCCACCGCAGGGGAAGCAGCAUGAAAGGGAUGUGCCUGGUGUUCUCGCUGGUGACGACGGCGGGACUCUUCACGUUCUGGUUCAUCGGCCAGAGCGCGUUCGACGACAGGGGUCGCCACCACCGCCGAGUGUCGCUCACGCGCACGUCCAACGCCUCGGGGAUCCUGAGGACCCCGGUCAGGGGCGAGGACAACGUGUUCUUCAUCGAGUCCUCGUGCGCCAUCAGCGGGCCCGAGAAGUCCACCGUUACGAUGAAGCCCCGCCAAGCGUGCGCCGUCGAGUCGGCGGCCUCCCUCAACCCUAAGAAGUCCGUCUACUACAUCGACACGUGCCUGGACGUCGGGGAGUUCGGAGCGGCCGCCUUCUCGGAGGAGGUGGUGCGCCAGGUGUUCCACUACGCCAACGUAUUCGUGUUCCCCGUGAGCAUGUCCAGCUACCUGAGGAGAACCCCUCUGGAAGGGUGGCUCGAGCUGGGCGAGCUGAACGGCUCGGUGUACCCGGUGGCGCAUGCCAGCGACGUCCUCAGGCUGGUGACCCUGUGGAAGUACGGCGGUCUCUACCUGGACAUCGACAUGGUGCUCGUGAGGCCUCUGGACGACUUGGGGUGGAACUUCGCGGUGGCGGAGAGCAGCACCCUGGUGGGCAACAGCGUGCUGAGCUUCUCCGCGCGAGGGAUCGGCCACGAGUUCGCGGAGAUGUGCCUCAAGGAGCUGGCCGAGACCUACGACGGCAAGGUCUGGGACCACAACGGACCGCAGCUGGUCACCAGGGUCCUGAGGCGCCUGUGCGACUUCGCGCCGGUGAAGCUGAUGCACGAGGAGACCUGCAGCGGGUUCAGCGUGAAGCGGACCGAGACGUUCUUCCCGUUCCCCUACCAGCUGUGGCAGCUGCUGUUCUCCGAGGAGCUGGAGGACUUCGUGAUGCGGCUGGUGGCGCGCGAGGAGACCCACGCCGUGCACGCGUGGAACAAGAUGAGCCGCGACCGGGACGUGCGGGUCGGCUCCCGGCAGCCGUACGCCCAGCUGGUGGCGCGCUACUGCCGCCGCGUGUGCUUCUCGGCCGGCGCGGUGCUGUGACUCCUGGGGCCUGCGUGGUGCUGUGACUCCUGGGGCCUGCGUGGUGCUGUGACUCCUGGGGCCUGCGUGGUGCUGUGACUCCUGGGGCCUGCGUGGUGCUGUGACUCCUGGGGCCUGCAUGGUGCUGUGACUCCUGGGGCCUGCGUGGUGCUGUGACUCCUGGGGCCUGCAUGGUGCUGUGACUCCUGGGGCCUGCGUGGUGCUGUGACUCCUGGGGCCUGCAUGGUGCUGUGACUCCUGGGGCCUGCGUGGUGCUGCGACUCCUGGGGCCUGCGUGGUGAUGUGACACGGGCCUUGUGUGAUGCUGUGACUCCCGGGGCCUGUGUGGUGCUGUGACACAGGGCCUGCGUGGUGCUGUGGCACGGUGCCUGCGUGGUGCAGAGUGGCUUCUCGUGCGGCGCAGGUGUUUUUUUUUAAUUUUAAUCCGAGUAAAAUCAUACCUUGAACGAUGACAGAGCCGAGCAGAACCGAGCGGGAACCCCCGAACUUGGCCAAUUCAGGCAUUAUUUAAAAAAAAAAAUUAAUUUUUUAAAUUUUCCGCAUGCUAAACAUUGACGAGAAUGUGCAAGUGUCUUUUUCUUUUCAACUUAUCGUGGCACGAAUUCAGGAAAAAAACCUUACGCCCUUCUUGUACGGCACGACAGCGCCACGUUACUCCAGAGAGUGAGCCAGCACCACCCGGGGACUUUAUCCGUUGCCAUCACAUAGUUGGUAAUCCUGUUUAAUGUUUUAAUUUACCCAUAUAUCUUUCUUUACGUGGCAUUUCAGAUACAUUUGAGAUGUUUAAGAAACAUUGUAACAUUUCAGAUACAGAUGUGAUGUAGGAACAUUGCACAGUUUCAGAUACAUAUUAGAUGUUGUAGAAAAAUUGCAUUGUUGUUUCAGAUACAUAAUAUGUGAUGUAGAAACAUUGCAAUGUUUUCAGUUACUUAUGUGAUGAUGAUGUAGAAACAAUGCAUUGUUUCAGAUACUUAUGUGAUGUUGUAGAAACACUGAAACAUUUCAGGUGUUCGUGUGAUGUAGAAACAAUGGCAAUGUGCAAUGUUUCAGAUACGUAUGUGAUGUAGAAACACUGCAACGUUUCAGAUACAUACGGGAUGUUGAAGAAACACUGCAACGUUUCAGAUACAUAUGGGAUGUUUUAGAAACAUUUAAACGUUUCAGAUACAUAUCUGAAGUUGUAGUAACAUUGCAAUGUUUGGAAAUGUAUUUAAACAUUAUGAGUGCAUGCCUUAUAGGUAUUUAUUUCACCCUGAAAGUGUCUUUGAGUGAAUCAAAACUCUUCAGAAGAUAAACUUUAAAGUCUUUAUCAUUGCUUAUAUAUAUACACAUACACCACACAUUGCUCAGUAUACAAUUCCUUAAUUUGACAAUGCUGUUAUGAGAACAAACAUACCAAUAUUUAAUGUCAUAUUAAAAGAAUAACAUUUGAAUUUGUAAAUGCUAAAAUAUACUACCUUUUAUUGCAUAUAAAAUUCUAAUUAAAACUGCUGAAAAAAUCCUAUUUAUUUGUUACUUUCGAAAACAAUGCUUCGUGUGAGCUACCCAUUAUCAUAAAUCAAAAGGGGUACACAUAUAUCGAAUUUGGAAAUAGGGAAAACAAGAUGGUACAGUGUGUCGAAAGUUCAUCUCAACAAACACACUCAAAGAUUUUCAUUAAAAUCUUAACCAUAACAUGGAAAAUAUGCGAAGGAAUUCGCAUGGAGCGGAAUUGUGUGAGUACGUUGCUGCCAUCUGUGGCGGAUGAUGGCGCGAACCGAAGUUCACAAAGCCAAAGGGAACCAUUAUAGUAUAAACUGUUUAUUGAGUUUUAACAAGACGGACGGUAUUUUAAUUGGAAUUUCGCUCUGCGAAUUGAAUGAUUCGAUAGUCGAUGCGUGAUUCGCGUCAAGAAAUGUAUUUGAAAACAUAAUUUUUUUUUCUCCAAAUUAUUUAAAAGAAUUCUAAGUUACAUUUCAUGUCCGAAUUUCGUGUUUUAAAUGCAUUUCCAACAUGACACCACGUGAAUUUGCUCGUUACCGAGGUUAGAUGUUACACAUAUCCAGGGGCGCAACAACAGGGGGGGGGGGCAAGGGUAAGUAUGCCCCCCCCCCUCUGAAACCUUGAAGUGGGGGCAAACGGGGGCAAAGAAAGUGCUGUGUAAUCAAUUUUUAGAUGAUAAAACAUGCUUAAACAGCACCAUUUUCCACCUUGAAAUACAAAUUUUCCCGGGGUGAGGACCUCCGGACCCCCCCGCUUCAAUAGGGGGGGGGGGGAUCGAUGAUUCUUUAUAAAAAGGUAUAUUGUCCCCCCCCCCCCCUAUUUGGAAAUUUAGUUGUUGCUCCCCUGCACAUAUCUAUGGUGUGAACUAGAAGACUAGCUCAGAUUUUUUUUUUCUUCUCCCUGUGAAGAUCUCAUCUUCGUCUAUGCGAGAGUCCGGAUAGGCAAUCGUAGCCACGUCGUUAACUGCGUCUGGAGAAAAAGCACCAAUGGUUGUUCGGUAUGCUCGGUGAGACAUCGCAGCCAAUGACAUCGCGACGAGCGUCAGCGUGCUAGGAGGCGAACUGAACGUUUCGAACACAAACAGCACCGUGCAUGCCGCCAUUGAGAGAAAUAUCACAGUCCACGGGUUCAUGACCUCGAAGAGUUUCGUAACCAGUGGCUACCGUUGCUUCUGGAAUCACAACACACGAAGCAAUUAUAUCUCCGAUGCAACGCAAAUUUUGGGCACCAUUUUAAUUUUUCACUGUCGUGGAAAAAAUUUUAAUUUCGAAAUAACAAAUAAAAAAAUUGGUUGUCUGUGAAGUCGGUUUACGGACGAUAGUUUAACGUGACAACGUCAUAACAAAACAUUGAUGAAAUGAUUACAUACUUUUAUGAAUUAAAUCGAAUCAUUUUUAUUGAAUUUUCACUAUUUUGUAUGGAUACAAAGAAGGAGUGAAAUGAAAUCUAAAAUUUAAUUGAUACAUUUACUUUUAUUUGCACUCAUUAAUUAAAAUAUGUUUAUUACUUUAACGAAGAGAUUAUUUUGACUGUAACUUUUAUAAGUACAUGUUUGCUAUUUAACUUCUUCCAAUCUGUGUUAUUCUGUUGAGGAUAGGACGAUGAUAGGAAAAGUAGGGAAACGAAUGGGAGUGUUUCAAGUUUAAUGUGCCUCGAAAAAGUCAAAUCGAUGGUUGUUCCAAUCGAGUGGAAGAGAGAUAGAUGCGGCGCAGGCGUACAAUGAGCGUAACGGGACACAGCGUAACGGGACAAUGUGCGUUGCGGGACACUUUUUCGUGCGUGCAGCCGGCGUUCAUCGGUUUAUUAGACGUUGUCACGUCAAAAUGAGAACAUAAACCCACAGAGAACAAGCCUAACUCAGCUAACGAUGGAAAUAAACAGUUAUUAUGGACGACACAACGACCACAGCACAGUUGAACACAUUCACCCUUCGAAUAUCAGACAGAACAAGUAUUCCGUGGAAGGAAAUUUAAAGGCCGUAUUCCAAGACACAAAAAUAAGGGUUUAGGUGUUGAAUAUGCAAUACCUGUACCCUAACCAUAUUCCAAGUGCACGAUAGGACACGGCCAGACCUUUAUUUUCAGGGCACUGAUUUUUGGUGUCCUAUCUGUUGCCGAUUUGAUCCAUAACUGUGUAUAUAUAUUUUUCCUUUUAAAUGAACUUUAACGGAACUUUUACGAUUACAAUUCCUCCCCCCCCCCUAAUAUCUUAAAAAACAGCAAACGGCCAAAAAUUCAUCGUUUAUUCUUGUACAACCAAAAUUAAAUAUUUUAUUUCACAUUAUAAUUCCAUAGUUUUAAAAAAUAAGCUAAAAUUACGAUGGAUUCCACGAAGUACAACUGUUUAUAGCCUCGCACAAGUCCUCGUUUAUUAAACGGCUGCCGAUCUGAUACCUUACAGGGGUUCAGUUAGGACACGUUUUGGAAUAUGACCCGAGAGUUAGGUUACGGCAGUUGCCCAUCAAGGCAGUGCAUAUUCGCUACCUUACUCAAAUGUCUUGGAAUACCGCCCUAUGUCAUGAAAAAUGAACAGCACAAGCGAACACAAUGGAUUAGCAAUGACGAGACAGAUUCAACAAGAACAGUUAAUGCAGUCGGACAACAAACCUGUACAACGCAGCAAACAUACGUACACAACGAUGAAAAAUAAACAGGUUUUGUGAUCAACACAACCAUUAAAAACAGUGUGUGUGUACAAAAAUUUGUAUUAAAUCAAAAUUCUUCCUUGCAUGAAUUAUUCAAAGAUCUCCUUACACAGUGCAAAUAUGUCCCAAAAAGAUAGAAACCGCACUAAUUAAUUUUCGUUCGUCCUUAAUUUCUUUCGGGAUGAAUAUUUUACUCUUUACCAACCCCAAAUGUUCAGUUAACUGAAACUCCGUCCGAUUUCAGUGUUGAAAAUUCUGGGUUGGUAUCCCUGAUAAUAGAUACAUGUUGGUUGUUAUAAGGUAUUUUUAAUUUAGUUUGUAAGCAUCUUCCUGAUUAAGUUACCGAUAUAAACCCACAAAGGAAAAAAAAAACUAUGUGCCUUUCCAAUUAAAAACCAUAUCUCCAAAGUUAUUAAUUGAAAGUUAAGAAAUUAAACAGGAAUGGUAAACAAAAAAAUCGGCAACCUCCUUUUCAAUUUUUUGUUUUGUUUUAUGAAGAAUGAAUUAUAUCUUCGAAUCUACUAGAGCUGCAGAUACGUACUGAACAUGCUAAACAUACAUGAUGAAUUACAUAGUGCAAUUUUUUGCAGUUGUCUAAUUUGAUUUCUGUGGUGGUGAUUUUAGGAUCGGUACGGUUUCAUAGUAAAAAAAAAUUACAUCUCCGAAGCAAAUCAAACAGGAGGUUGCAAAUGCAGCAAAAAUUACAUACUUUAAGUGUAACUAUUUUGAAUUUGUUUGUUGAGUGUUGAAAAUUGGGUGAGUUUAGUUUUAUAAAAAAAAAUAUUCAUAACUCUAAAGCAAAUAAAGUGGGAUCUAAGAAACUUUAAGGAAAAUUACUUACAUAAAGAGUAAUGCAAUUCUAUAUCGCCAAAGGGGUUGAAAAAUAAGAAAAUUUUGUUCUGUAAUAAGUAACGAACUCAUUUCGUUUAUUAAAUUGUUCAUGCAAUGGGUAAAUUUGAUUUAAUAAAAUUUGAUUCAUAGGCUUAUUUCCUGUAAUUUCAUGUUAUAAACUUAAUGCUGGACAGCAGUGAUGUAACGAAUAAUCGCAUAUUUCUUGACAUUCGCUUUUUAAAUUGUGAAAAUAAUCUAAAUUUAGACAUAACAUAUUAAUUUCUUAGCAUUUUUUUUUUCAGAAUUUCUUUCACUAAGGUAACCUUGCAAUUAUAUAUUUUAUCAGCCUUUAAUUUACAUUAGGUAAUAUGUAAUAAAUUUUUAGACUUAGUAUUGUAAGUAAUUCACUUUUUCCACCCACACACCCACACACACACACACACACACACACACACACAUAUAUAUAUAUAUAUAUAUAUAUAUAUAUAUAUAUAUAUAUAUAUAUUUCAAACAAAACGAAUUAAUUUAUAUUUCUCUUAAACUUUUAUCAGUCAUUAGCUCAUUACGUACAGAUUAUUUUGAAUUUUAAUUUUUUUCUAAGAAAUCAACAUCUUUUGAGAAACUGAAAAAAGAAGUAUUAAUUUGAAGAAAAAAAACUUUAUUCUUCUUUUAAACUUUCAUGCCAAUAUUUGAACAUUAUUUUUACAUUUUAGUUUACUUAAAAAGUAGUACCGAGGGGUGACGCUAGGGUGCCAACAACUCAUACCAACAUCACCACUAACCAGUGUAUUUUUUAUUCGUGUCUGUGUACUUGACCCCGCACGCAGGGAAACGCCAAGGCGUGUUUACAUACCUCGAAAGGAAGUCCCUUGCCGUUGGCAGCGUGGAAAUAAAUAGCGGUUCUUCGGGCGACGUAUUUUAAAAAUUUCAAAACAGCGAUGUCCGUGUUCCAAAUCGCGACUGCGCGCGUGGGAGAGAUAACUUCUGCGCGCGCCCGCCAGAUAGCAGCUAAAUCGAAGCUUUCGAGGAGGCCCGCUGGCGUAAUCUUCAGACGCCUUUGUUGCCAGAUAGCCGUUUUUACGAGUGGUAUUGUCACGAUCCGAUACGUUGUGAAUUGAAGAGGUUGCUGCAAUACGGGGCCCGUGCUCACAAAAAUUAAAGGACGUUGUCUGUAAAGUCGGUUUACGAACGAUAAUUUUACGUGAUAACGUCAUAAGAAAACAUUGAUUUGAAAUGGCAUACUUUUUAAUUUACAAAUUUUAUUUACAGUUUUUGGCAAAUUUAAUUUCAAUAAUUUGUUUAAAUAUAAUCACGAACAAUUAGUUAAAAAGCCCGCCUUAACCUGUUUGAUAUUAUAGAAGAUUUUCUCGCACGGUGGUUGGCCGGUUCUUGCACGCUCGGCUCAGGAGGAACGUGACAAUUUUUCUUGCGUGCAGCCGGCGUUCAUCGAUUUAUAAGACGUUAUCACGCCAAAAAAUGUUCUGAGAUAUCAGGGUGCAAAGUUUUCUUGAAGUCUGAGCAGAGUUACUCCAUUGAACACAUACGUACGUAACUUAUUGAAUAAUAUUCUGUAACCGACUAAAUAAAUGUUACAUGCAUACAAUUUAUUAGCCAGGAAAAAAGUGUUGGGGAUGAACAUGGCGUCAAAGAAAUUUAUCUAAAGCAUUACGAAAGUGGCGCUAUCUUAGAAGUUUUUUUUUCAAACCAAUAGUUUCAGUCAAAUAGAUCCAGGAUUUGAACUUGAGGUCCAACAAGGAAUUAUUUUAAAAUACUUCCCAAAUUGUUAAAGUUCUUUGGGCAGUUAACACUAAAAAAAUUUCACACUAAAAUAUUAACCUCAAACAUUUUAAAACACGUAACACUAAAGUCCCGCAACACAGUUGUGCGAUGCGGAUUGCCUACACCCGCAAGUGCCAAAUAAAAAGAAAGUAAAGUUUCAAAAUUUAAAAAAUAUAUAUUAAAUACUCUGAGUAACACUAUUUAUGAUGUGUGCAAAUAAAAAAUCAAGAGCUUUAGUACUGUGCUACUUGUAACAGAGAGAAAAAAAUAAAUAUUUAAUAAUUAA
Messenger RNA from Bacillus rossius redtenbacheri, 9486 nucleotides. Its product is annotated as lactosylceramide 4-alpha-galactosyltransferase-like. Gene Ontology annotation, molecular function: alpha-1,4-N-acetylgalactosaminyltransferase activity. NCBI's taxonomy places the organism in Eukaryota, Metazoa, Arthropoda, Insecta, Phasmatodea, Bacillidae. The record is from RefSeq and is a predicted model, not a curated record. Bases 1409 to 2464 code for a protein of 351 amino acids. Gene Ontology annotation, biological process: glycosphingolipid biosynthetic process. The transcript is spliced from 4 exons.